AUGGCGGAUACCAAUAAACCCUCGCCAUUCGACAGGGAGUUGGCCGAAGCACUCUGCAGCCUGGAGAUUCCGAAGCAAAUCAAGUUCUCUCCGGACGGCCAAAAGAUUGUCUACACUACCUCUUUUCAAUCCGGCGGCCUCCGCAAAGGCAAACACGCUACAUCGAAGCUCUGGCUGGCCUCGGCUUCGGGGCCUGGGUCAGCUCGCCCGCUCACAUCUGGGAAGACAAGGGACAACAGCCCGGCGUGGCAUCCAGACGGAAACCGGGUAGCUUUCUUAUCAGACCGUGGUGACCCCGGAAGCGGCAGGGCCAUAUGGAUGCUCCGCCUCGACGGCGGCGAUGCGGUGCAGAUAUCGAAUAGUGGGAGCAAGUCGAGUAUUGCUAGCUUUGCGUUUUCUCCCAGCGGGGAUGUGAUUGCAUAUACAUCGGCAGAUGAAAUAUCCAGCGAGCAAAAGGAAAGGGAAGAAAAGAAUGGCGGCGCAGCAGACCCAGCCGUCUGGGGCCAGGACACGAGCCAGCAUGCCCGGCUGCGGCUGCUUGACGUGAAGACACGAGAGACGCGGACGCUGGACACUGGAAAGGGUCACGUUAUCGAGUUUCACUGGAGUCCUGAUGGAACAAGUGUGAUUGUUGGUACCGUGGCAAACAUGGACAGCGAGGAAGUAUUCAUGACAGGCACGACUAUUGCGACUGUAGCUGUUGAGAGCGGCGAAAAGACUGAAGUUUGCGUAGCCGGUGUCCUCGGUGAAUCGCUGACGUGGGCGCCGGACGGCAAAGUUUACUUUAUCGACACUGCUGUCAAGGGAUCUUAUUUGAGCGGUGCUGCCGUGUACUCGGUUGAUCCUGCAGAAACGCAGGCGACGCCUGUCAUGGUCGCCAGUGGAGAUGAAGACGACGCGUCCAGCCUUGUCGUUUCUGGUGGCAAGGUCUUUGUGAGCCGCAACGUCAGGAUGGGCACGCUCAUCAGCGAUAUCAGCGGGAAACGUAUCUUCGAAAAGCCCGUCGUGUUUUAUAGUUGGGACAUAGCUUACGACGCUAAGCGGAGCAGCUGGACCGUCGCCGCAAACUUGUCAGAUAUCAACACGCCCGCCGAGGUGGUUGUGGCCAGGCAUGAUGUGCAGUCACCAAUUGUACUCUCUCAGCAUGGAAAGGUCUUUGAAGACCGUACGUUUGGGUCGUUUCACGUUCUGAGCUGCCCAUCUUCGGACGGAGAGGUGGAGCUCGACGGCAUCUACCUCGCGCCAACCGGCCAGAUCGGGUCCGACCAGGGUGCCUCCCCUGCAAAGCCGCUUCCCACGGUAGUUUUCAUCCACGGAGGGCCGAUUGACCGCGACUUUAAUCGUUUUGACCCGUCUGACCUAUACUGGGCGUCAUACCUGCUCGCUAAAGGCUAUGCGGUGCUCAUGCCGCAAUAUCGCGGCUCGUAUGGCCGAGGAUCCCACUUCGCCUCCUAUAGCAGGACAGGUCACGGCCGAGAAAACUAUGACGACGUCAUAACCAUCACAAACCAUGCUAUCCGCAAAGGCUUCGCGGAUGAGAAGAGGCUGCUCGUCAGUGGCUGGAGCAUGGGCGGCCUCCUGACCUAUCUGUGCUGCGUGCGCAACGGCCAGCACGAGCUCGGUUGGCACUUUAAUGCAGCCGUGUCUGGAGGGGGCAUAUGCGACAUGGAUAGCCUUGCUCUUACCUCCGACCUUGGCUCGACCGUUCUGACCGAGCUGGGCGGCGGGCAGGCGCCGUGGACCGUAGGGCGCGACGUCACAAGCGCUCGCCGAGGCAGCGCCCUGUGGGAGGUGGCCGGCGCAGUGGCCGAGGCUCAUCGCACCGGUAAGGCUGUGAUCCCGCCGACACUCAUCCUUCACGGCGACCAGGACAACCGUGCACCCUUUACCCAAUCCCAAGGUUUCCGCCGCGCUCUCAGGGCUCACAACCUGCCGCACGAGUUUGUUUCAUAUCCGGGCCAGGGACACACUCCUAGCCCAAUGUUGCACUGGGUAGAUAUGCUGGAGAGGGUAGCCAGAUGGUGCGAUGUAUAUAUUGGACCGGGGGUUUCACUCCCACAUGGUGUAGUCAAUCAAGAGUGA
Messenger RNA from Akanthomyces muscarius, 2082 nucleotides. RefSeq lists its product as uncharacterized. The record is from RefSeq and is a predicted model, not a curated record. NCBI's taxonomy places the organism in Eukaryota, Fungi, Ascomycota, Sordariomycetes, Hypocreales, Cordycipitaceae. Gene Ontology annotation, biological process: proteolysis. Gene Ontology annotation, molecular function: serine-type endopeptidase activity. The transcript has a single exon. The coding region runs from base 1 to 2082 and encodes 693 amino acids.